UUUGUUUUGAUUUAUGCACAGGUUGGGCCCAUGUGGUUUGUGCACUUUAUAUUCCAGAGGUGCAGUUUGCAAAUGUUACUACAAUGGAACCUAUUGUACUACAGUACGUUCCUCAUGAACGCUUCAACAAGACUUGCUACAUCUGUGAGGAACAAGGCCGUGAAAGCAAAGCAGCAACUGGUGCUUGUAUGACUUGUAAUAAACAUGGAUGUCGACAGGCUUUCCAUGUGACUUGUGCUCAGCUGGCAGGACUUCUGUGUGAAGAAGAAGGUUCAGAAGCUGAUAAUGUUAAAUAUUGUGGCUACUGCAAAUAUCAUUUUGGCAAGUUGAAACAGAAGGACAGGGAUAAAUAUAGACAACAGAAAAUCAAGAAACCUUUGGACUUGUCAUCUACAGUUCCAUCUCUCACUGUGACAACUGAAAAGACUUAUACAAGCAGUAGCACCGGCUUUAUAUCUGGAUCCUUGAAGAGGUUGGAAGAAACUACUGCUCGAUUUACAAAUGCAAAUUUCCAGGAAGUAUCAACUCAUCCUUCAAGUGGGAAUGAAAAUGCUGAGAUUAAAGGCUUGGAGGUCAAAGGGAAAAAGUCAGGAGGACAUGGUUCUAGUCAGAGGGGAAGGAAACCAGGCAUUGGAAAAACUUCGACUUGUUCCUCUGUUCCAACAGCAUCAACAAGCCCUUUUCCACAAGGCAAUCUAAUAGGAACCCCAUCCAGCAUAAAAUCAUCUGGCAGUUCAGUCCAAUCACCGCAAGAGUUUCAAACUUUCACUGAACCAGAUACAAGAAGUGAUAGUUUCAGCAAUUCACAACAGUCCUCAAACAGAGAGACAGCUAAAGGAGAAACUCUUGACCAAGAAGGGACUUUAAUUAGUAAUAGUCCUGUGCUGGGCCUCCCACCAACAUCUGGACCUCCUGAAAUAAUAAACAUUGAACAUUCAAAACAGACUGAGAGUGGUUGUGAAGAUAAAGACAUUUCUGAUGUUACUACUGUUACUUCAAGUGGUGUAUCAGGGUAUAAAAGAGCUCAAAAUUCAGUCGGGGAGGAAGAGGCAAUAAAAGAAAAAAAGAGAAAGGGAAAUAAAAAGUACAAACAUGGACCUGGCAGACCAAAAGGAAGUAAAAAUAAAGAUAAUGUUUCUCAGCUUUCUCUCUCAUCUGUAUCACCAUCGUCAUCAGUUACAUCUGCUGCAGGCAGUGUGGCAAGUGUAAGUCUGCAGAAAUCUCCAUCCCUACUCCGAAAUGGAAGUUUACAGAAUCUUAGUGUCAGCUCAUCUCCAGCAGGUUCAGGUGUUUACACAAGUAAUGACGUACCAGUUUCACUGCAGAAUACUCUACCAGGCUUGAUCUGCAGUACUCCACUUUCCAGUUCUAUUUUACCUCCACAAAGUGCAGCCCAUUCACAACAGAUGUGCACAUCACCUUCAGCUCCUGUUUCUGUUGCAGCAAUGGUUUCUACAACCCAGAAAGCUUCCUAUAUGCGUGCAUCACAGAUCUUCCCAAGACUGCAAGAAACUAGAGACUUACGAACACAGCCCAGACCAUCACGCAAACCGGCCUUCCAUCCAUUGACACCAUCUAUACUUCCCGCUGCUUCAGGAAAGCAGCCUACAUAACAGUGACCCCUCCCA
Molecule: messenger RNA, 1628 nt
Organism: Chiloscyllium plagiosum (whitespotted bambooshark)
Lineage: Eukaryota; Metazoa; Chordata; Chondrichthyes; Orectolobiformes; Hemiscylliidae
Source: RefSeq, a predicted model, not a curated record